UCCCAGCUCCAACCCCUCCCCUACCCAUCGCGCCGCCACCUCCCCUCUUCUCGUCCUCUCUCCCAUCCCAUCCCGCGCCCGAAACCCUACCUUCCGCACCCCCCCCCCUCCCGGCGCGACCGCGACGAUGGCGGCAGCGACGGCAGGCGGCGCCCAACGGGCGCUCUCCCAGCGGGAGCAGGACAUUCAGAUGAUGCUGGCGGCCGACGUGCAGCUGGGCACCAAGAACUGCGACUUCCAGAUGGAACGCUACGUCUUCAAGCGCCGAUCCGACGGCAUUUUCAUUAUUAACCUUGGCAAGACCUGGGAGAAGCUUCAGCUGGCUGCCAGAGUGAUUGUUGCGAUUGAGAACCCACAGGACAUCAUCGUCCAGUCUGCUAGGCCUUAUGGUCAGAGGGCUGUCCUCAAGUUUGCACAGUACACUGGUGCUCAUGCCAUCGCUGGCAGGCACACUCCUGGUACAUUCACCAACCAGCUCCAAACCUCAUUCAGCGAGCCACGUCUUCUCAUCCUGACCGAUCCCAGGACCGAUCAUCAGCCCAUCAAGGAGUCUGCUCUUGGGAACAUCCCCACCAUUGCUUUCUGUGACACGGAUUCUCCUAUGCGCUACGUUGAUAUUGGCAUUCCUGCCAACAACAAGGGGAAGCAGAGCAUUGGUUGCCUCUUCUGGCUGCUUGCAAGAAUGGUUCUACAGAUGCGUGGCACAAUUCUCCCAGGACAUAAGUGGGAUGUUAUGGUUGACCUUUUCUUCUAUAGGGAUCCAGAGGAAGCAAAGGAGCUGGAAGAAGAGGAGGCUCCUGUAGCUCCAGAGUAUGCUGCAGUGGCUGAUUAUGGUGCUCCCACAACUGAUACCUGGGGAAAUGACCAAUGGGGUGCUGCAGAGGUUCCACCUGCUGCCGUCCCUGCUGCGCCUGUUGGCACUGAGUGGGGGGGUACUGCUCCAGCUCCUGUGGCUGCUGAAGGGUGGGAUCCAGCUGCUGUCCCUCCUCCGGCUGCUGCUCCUGCUCCCACUGGUUGGGAAGAAGGCAGUGCCCCAGCCCCAACCGGCUGGCAGUAGGGGUUUGUGCAUGGAUGAUGGUUCAUCAACAACAGGAGGAAAGCCGAGUUACUACAUGUCCGUUGGUAGAUCUGUUUUAAGUAGCCCUAUUGUGUAAUGUUAAAUGCGAAUCAGUAUUGGAGGUUGACAUAGCUUUGCACUGCCAGUUUUAACUCUUUUAUUUCCACCUUUCAUGGAUAGCAUUGCUGCAAGUGCAUUUCGCUAAUAAAUGCCUUGUAACAUUCUGCCGUGGUUGCUUAUACUUUCACUUUGUGCGUGUCAAGUCGAAGUUAUCCAAGAGGUAACUGGAAACAGUAUGUAGGUUGACCUCA
Phragmites australis (common reed) is the source of this 1368-nucleotide messenger RNA. RefSeq names its product small ribosomal subunit protein uS2-like. The record is from RefSeq and is a predicted model, not a curated record. Gene Ontology annotation, biological process: cytoplasmic translation; ribosomal small subunit assembly. The transcript is spliced from 5 exons. Gene Ontology annotation, molecular function: structural constituent of ribosome. Gene Ontology annotation, cellular component: 90S preribosome; cytosolic small ribosomal subunit; ribosome. The coding region runs from base 128 to 1057 and encodes 309 amino acids. Lineage: Eukaryota; Viridiplantae; Streptophyta; Magnoliopsida; Poales; Poaceae.